Molecule: messenger RNA, 3054 nt
Organism: Trypanosoma theileri
Lineage: Eukaryota; Euglenozoa; Kinetoplastea; Trypanosomatida; Trypanosomatidae
Product: UPF0505 protein C16orf62
Exons: 1
Coding region: 1-3054 (1017 amino acids)
Biological process (GO): endocytic recycling
Cellular component (GO): endosome
Source: RefSeq, a predicted model, not a curated record
AUGAUAUCUACAAGUCCAUAUACGAUAUUGCAUCCACUUAGUGAUGUGGCGGGGUUUCAGGCAAUAAGUGCGGAAAUUGAGCAGCAGCGAAAGAGACAACACCUCCACCGUCAAUCUCAACAAGAAGAACAAGAAGAAGAAGAGGAAGUACAAAAGAAAGAAGAAAAAGAAUACUGGACGGAUGACUUUGAUCAGACGAUGAUAUCAGGUGUAUUGAAUACGAAGUAUUCGUAUAAACCAAAGGGACCCAGACGCGUACUUCAUGGCGAGUCCGUACGCAAGGAGGUUCUUUCAACCUAUUCUAUCACUUAUCCUAUUCACUCGUUUAUAGUGUUUGGCGAGGAAGAGGAGGAGAAAGAGCGGGAUUCCGUUAUUUUAUCAGAGGAAACAAAAACACAUGCACAUGCAGAACGUUUAUCAGCAGUUGGGCAGCCGGAACGUCAUGCAUCACAAUCACAGUAUCGUUUUCGCGAUGAGUUUAAUGAAUCCCUGCAGAGUAUGAAUAUCGCUAACAAGAGUGAUGCUGGUGGAAGUGUUUCCCAGCAAAAACUCGUUACACUCGUAGAAAAACUUCAUCAUCAUCUUAAGAACGCAUGGUGUCGUGGGGAAAAGGUGCAAAGUCUUCGUAUAGCCAUUCAGGCGGCAAGAUUACUUUCUAACAUGACCUUACCCACUUGUUAUCCAUCUGUUUAUGUGUUGGUGGCCCAAGUGUUAGACACCUUUGGGGAUCUGGUCACUCGCCGGUUGCAGACCACAGCAGAGGAACAUAGUGAUAUCGUGGCUACACUUCUUAAGAGGGGUAUUAAUGCUUCGGAUGAUUUGAUUCCUUCUGAGACAGUAGAAAUGUGCUACAAUUGGUUUUUAAAGAUAAACUCUAUUCGUGAACUCAUACCACGUAUUUGUAUUGAAUUAUCGCUACUAAAGUGUUUUCGAUACAUGACGAAAAAAACACGGGUUGUUUCAGAGACUGUUGUUAGGAGAUUGGCAAUGCAAAUUCGUGGAAUAGCUGAUCCACUUGUAGCCGUACAUCUUCGUUGGUAUUUAUCUGCUGCUGCGAUGAAAGUUUUCAGUAAACCGGGAUGGGCAACUGCCUCUAGUCUUGAUCAAGCAGUAUUGGAUUCACUAGAGGCACUUGAGCAUAUUCCUGAUGAUUUCUUAGAAACCAUUAAGACUCGAAAUGAUAUUAGCCGUUUGGAUUAUUUAGAUCUGUUUAUACCAUCCCUUCAAUGGCAACUAGAUGUUGUGGUUCGUUAUGGGGAUGCUGCAGUACUGGAUCAACGGACUUUUCUUAAAAAUGUGGUUCAUAUCAUAGUGGAAGGACUUGGAAACCCAUCAUGUCUACUCAUAUGUGUAUGGCGAGCUUUUCCUGUUGAGAUGUUAUUAUCAUGGUAUAGUGUGGAAGAUUUACUUUGCAUGUCGUUACAGUCCACACCAACGCGUUUGGUUUCACAAUUAAAACUGUUAGAAACACUGUGUUUAUCAUUAGCGCAUGUGAAACACCUUCCUAUCUCAAGAAGUGGCCGAAUUAAGUUUUUGAAUAAAAUAUGGGAAUUGGUGGAAACGGAACGGUCCAAAAUACAAGAUAACGGAACAGAGGAGGAAAGUGUAUCUAUUGUAAAAGUCAAUAAUUUAACGGGUGAAUUAAUGGAUCUUUGUGGUGCUUUAAUUCAAUUUAGCGCCGUACAGUUGGGGUUUAAACAAGUGAAUGUUCUUCUUGGACUCGUUAGAGAAAUUAUUACUACGUCCUCUCAUACCUUCACCAACCAGUCCUCAGAAGUAAUAUCAGAAAACCUUUUUCAUAUGCUUUUCUCUUUAAUUAUCUCUCUAAAUCCAAACACUCUCCUUGAGUCUGAGCAUUUCAUAUCAUUACUACAAGAAUCUAAAACUGUAUUUCGACAUCAGCUUACCGUUAUUCUCCUUAAACGUAUUAUUAAAAAUGAAUCGGAUCCUAAUGCUUCACUGUGUAUACUUUCUGCUGAUAAAGUGCUUCAAUUAUGCAAAAUACUUCACGAUGAUAGUUUACACGUAAGUUUAUUGAGUGAGUCUCAGCAAGAGAUGAAACUAGUAGAAAGAGUAUUUCUACAAAUACUAGAUAAAACGUCUUCUUCUGAGGAGGCCCUUCGAAUUAUGUGUGAGGCACGUCAUUUCCUACCACGAUUUAACUCUAUUUUUUCACUUUCCACUACUCGUGCACUUGCAUUUGCUUAUCAAUACGCUUCUAAUUUUUCACAAGAAAAACAUCGAGGUGCUAUAAAGGCCUUUUUAACCUUUUCUCUCGUUACUGUUCCAGCAGUAGUAGAUAUUGUUGAAAAACUUCACUUGAAUGUUUUAAUAUCUGGUGUUGCGUUUCGUUGCGGUAUGAUUGUGAUUGGUGAGGCGGCGUUGGAAUUUGCUUUAGAGACACUGGAGUCAUAUCAUUUAAACUCUUCUCUCUCAAACGAUAUUAAUAAUAAAUCUGCAGAAUCUGAGAAGGAUCUCACAAAUGCGGUUUUGUCUUUGUUACCGAUUGGCAUUGCGGCACCGGUAAAGAAUGAACACCUUUAUUGUGUGAAACGAGUGUUAGAGUGGUGUAUCCAAUAUAAUUGGAUGCCUUUAUCGGAAUCAUGUGCGCGUGUUUUCUUAUCAGUGUUGCUACUUACCGUACGUGCAUUUAAAGGUAUAUGGAUUCCUUUUCCUCUUUGUCAAACAGAGAACUACAGCAAAGAUCCUGUAUAUAUGAAUGCCUGUACAGAGUGCUGUAGAGAGGCGGUACAACAACUUUUAAACUGGUUUGAGAGAUGUCGACAUGUGAAGAGAAUAUCUUCGGAUAAGGCAGAGAAACUAACGAGUAUGGCCCUUGAAAUAUAUGAAACGGUUGCUGUAUUGGCUCUUUCUUCACAGUUGAUGAAUUUGUCUCUGGAUUCACUGAGUGACAUUGCGUGGCAAAUGGCGAAUGAAUGGGGAGUUUUGAGUGCUUCAUUAGAUGUCUCCCAUCAUAUUCUGCGAAGUGCGAGGUUUACACAUAAAAUGGGUGAGCUCGCAGCAAACAAUGGAUUGGUAUCACAUGAUGAAUAA